UAGUUUAGUAAGUGCAUAAUAUACGUUCAUAGUGUAGUUUUAACCACGUAUCCUUUGAUCAACUUGUUUUAAGAACAUAUGUAAACAACUCUUUCAAAUAUUUAGUGCUGUCAUUACGCGACAAAAGUGCCCAGACUUUUAAUUUAAUGAAAUAUUUAUCUUUCUUUUAAGAUUAUCGCUAAAUACGUCUAAUAAUGUGUAAUUUUCAUACGAUAAAGGACUAAUACUUUUUGGCAAAAAGGAUUCUCGAUAAAAUUCUAUAGUACUUUUGAACAUGGUUUUUCUACCAGAAGAUGGCCUUACGAAAAAGGUUACAGUACGUGAUACCAUCCAACAGUCAGAAAAGAAACAGGCUUUUAUAAAUAUAUUUCCCUCCAAGACCAUCGACAGUAUCUUCAGAGAAGUUUCCAAAGAGUUCAGCUAUAACCAUGAUGAAAUCGAACUCGUCCUUCAAAUUGGCAAGAAAGACAUGCACAUAUUGAACGACCACAAAGACAAAACGGUACAGGAAGCUGGCAUCAAGUGGACUCCUUUAGAUAGACCUUCUAUUAUCAUAAGCACCCUAAAAAAUAAACCAAUGUCGUUAUUCGUCCAGGAAAGCGAAGACGACCUUCUUUUAGGUGCUUCAGCGAGCCCCACAGCCGGAGAAGUUUCCAGCAGCACAUGUGAAAGUGGCCAAGCGACGACGAAUUACUGUGACUUCUACAAACCGUCAUCGCGUCCUAGCUUGAAGCCCAUUAUAAUAGAAUCUACCAAUUACGUAGGAUUAGUCAACCAGGCCAUGACUUGCUAUCUAAAUAGUUUGCUGCAGGCUCUUUACAUGACUCCAGAGUUCCGGAACGCCCUAUACAACUGGGAAUUUGACGGUGUUAACGAAUCGAGAUCGAUACCAUACCAAUUGCAAAAGUUGUUUUUGAACUUACAGACGUCUUCGAAAUCUGCCGUAGAAACAACAGACUUAACCACAAGUUUCGGUUGGCAAAAUAGUGAUGCUUGGCAUCAGCAUGAUAUUCAAGAACUCUGUAGAGUAAUGUUUGACGCUCUGGAACAAAAAUUCAAGGACACCAAACAGGCAAACCUGAUCAACGACCUAUACGAAGGAAAAAUGUUAGAUUACGUCAAAUGUUUGGAAUGUGGCACCGAAAAAUCAAGAGAAGACACAUUUUUGGAUAUUCCUCUGCCGGUACGACCCUUUGGAAAUGCGGUGGCCUAUAAUAGCGUUGAAGAAGCCCUUAGAGCGUUCGUUCAACCAGAAACGUUAGACGGAAAUAAUCAGUAUCAUUGCGAAAAAUGCAAUAAGAAAUGUGACGCUCAUAAAGGGUUGAAGUUUACGAAGUUUCCAUAUUUGCUCACGUUGCAUUUAAAAAGAUUCGAUUUUGAUUAUACUACUAUGCAUCGAAUUAAACUCAAUGACAAGGUUGUGUUUUCAGAAAAACUAAAUUUAAAUUCGUUUAUCGUUACGCCCCGAUCGGAGAAUGAAACAGUCGAAGACAGAGAAAAUGUUGUCAAGUGUGAUGAUUGUAGUACAACCGAUUCGGGGUCAGCAGACGAUGAAAGCUGUCAAGGAACAGAUGUAUCCUCUACAGCUAACGGCCAGGACGACAAUUGUGCAGAUAGCGAUGAAGGUAUCGAUGUAAGUUCAGGAAACAAUCACGAUGACGAAGCCAAAGGUCCGUAUAUGUACGAAUUAUUCAGUAUUAUGAUACACUCUGGAAGCGCUUCAGGUGGUCAUUAUUAUGCCUAUAUCAAAGAUUUCGAUAAAAAUCUUUGGUACUGCUUUAACGACCAAAGUGUUACAGGGAUUACCGAAGAAGAUAUAAGAAAAACAUAUGGUGGCGGCCCUCAUAGGGGAUACUAUUCAGGGGCCUAUUCGUCGAGUACAAACGCCUAUAUGCUAAUGUACAGACAAAUAGAUAAGGAUCGAAAUGCUCGGGCUAUGGGUUUUGAUGAUUUUCCGCCACAUAUCAAGCAAUUGUUGGCCGAUAUGUUAAGGAAAGAGGAAGAAGAUCGAAUUAAUAGGGAAAAAGAAAACGAAAUGAUGCGAAUAUCGGUGUUCUGCGAUAAUCCCAGAUCAAACACUUUAUCAGAAAUAAAACUACACGUAUUCUAUGACUCGUCGUUAGAAGAGGCGGCAAAAGAGGCGUACCAACGUUUCAAUUUGAAUUCUACGCAAGUGAACUUGGGGGAUUGUCGUUUGGUAAUGUACAAUAGAAAACACGAAUGUAUCGAUAGUAGUUUUGAGUCUGACGAAAUCAAAUUCUGUGAUAUUGUAAAUAGAAUGAAGAAUUAUGUUAGUCAGUUUACCGAAUGGAUGUUAGAAAUUAAGGAACCAGGAACUUCCUGGAAAGUAUAUCAACCCGGUGGUAUCAAUAUGAAAGUUUAUCCUAUCAUCCUCGAAACAGAAGAGGUCAGUGAACCAAAGCUAGUCCGAGUUGAUUUAAACGACACUGUGUUUGGUCUCAAACAUAAAAUUGGCCAGUUAUUGAAUAUGAAUCCUUCCAAAGUAAAAAUCGUGAUGGAAAUGUAUUGCAACGAACCAAAAUAUUUGGAUAAUGAUACUGACCCUGUUAAAUUUGAUCCGAAUUGCAGCAAUUACAAAUUGUAUGUAUCCAACGCAUUAGAUGAAGACCCAGAGAAAACGUUCCUAUUUUCCAAAUUGAAACGGUUGAUAUCUUUGUUUGGAUAUAUUAUUAGUUUGACGAUUGUUUUACCGGAUACCGAUGUAGCUACACUCGAAUCGAUGUCCAUACCUUCGUUGGAUUUAAAUCAAAAUCUAGACAAAUUGGAGUUGGGUAGUGGUGAUAGAUGUACGAAUUCACCCAACUUGCGGGUGUCUCCUCAACCCGGUCAUGGGGACGGUUUUGGCGAUCAAAGUAAUAGCGAAGAUAGCAGUUUAAGUGACAGUGAUAGGACGUUAGUAGGAGAAACCCCAGGUGAUCACAUAGGCAUGUUAUCAAGUAGUCCCACAUCACCCGCAGAUCAACACAUGUCAUCACCCAGCGAUCCUCGCGAAGACACAUACAGUUACGAAGCUCUAGGUCACCCCGGCGAGGAAAUGAAUUGGGAUGAUGUUGAUACACAGCAAGAGGAACAGUACUCGCAGAAUUACUAUUUUAAGAUUACCAGUGAAACGCACAACAGUGAGACUCAGAAUUUGGAUAAUAAUGUUACUAGGUGUUGUAAGAUCUUGGCAGACAAAAGAAUGACUUUAGAGAGGCUUAAGAAAAAUUUAGAAGUUGUUCUGAGAGUACCUUCAGAGUAUUUCAAGGUGUACAAACAAUACGCCAAUACAGAAGAUGAAUGGGUAUGUUUGUCGGAUACGUUACGAUCUGCUAGAGAUGGUGAAAGAAUAACUAUAAAACUAGGCCGAGUAUUACGGAAAGACGAGCUGAAAUGUAACGUCUAUCAUCUGAAACUUGACAAUAUGGACGUAAAUAACUUUUUAUUUGAACAUAUCAUCGUAAAAGGACAGACAGUCAGUUUGGUGAAAAGGGAAAUUCUCUUGCAAGCGAAAAAACAGCAUAUGCUCGAUAUACCUUAUCAUAAAUGUCGUUUGCGAGAGAAAAGUUGGAAAAAGCCAAAAAGAGUGUAUCUGGAUGAUCAGCGAUUUGAUAAAGAUAUCAUAGUUAUUUCUUCCAAUGUUGAUGUUUUUCUGCAAGAACUUUCUGAUACUGAUCCAGUUACGACAAGGGAACAAUGCGUCCUUUUCGUCCGACAGUGGUGUCCGUCGACUUUAACGCUUCAACCCUUCCAAGAAGUAGUCCUAUACCACCUAACCAUGGAAGAUUUAAAGAAAAAGUUAUCAGAACUCUCUGGCCUACCUACAGAACAUAUAGAAGUAGCCAUUAUCAAACAACCUCUACCUUGUGAUAUAAAUGUUUUAGAUAUGGAAUCGCACAAAUGGCAUUUGCAGACCACUAAUUUAGAAGAGUGGCCUGUUAGUGCUGAAAAUGGCACUGUUUUCUUUUACAGGGACAACCGAGAAACAAUGAAAGAACUCACCAGCGAAGAAAGAAAAGAACUAGCCCAAAAAGAAAACUCCCGCCUCCGUAAAUUGAACCUGUCAUCCUACUCCCCUGGUGGGGAGAGAGCCUUAAAGAUCUACUUGGAUACGUCGCCGAGUAAAUCUGAAGAUAACUGCAUAGACUGACAUGCCACUAAUCAAUAUAAUUCAUUAUUCUAUUGCAUCAUAAUUUGAAAAAAUCAGAGGGUGAUUGUAAAUAAGCGUGAUUCAGAGUUUUUUAUUUAUUAUGCUACCCGUUUACACAAAACUGACUUAUUCAAAUUUUUGAAGUCCGCCAUGAGAACUAUUUAGGUCAUUAUAUCUCGCAAAUAAAAAAAGAAAUCUUGGGAAUAUCCAAAUUAAUUCUACUUUUAUUAAGGAUUUUGAUGUUUUGAUUAAUUUUUGUGUUACUAUGUUUUAAGUCUUCAGUAUUAUAUAUAUUUUGUAGAUAUAUUUAAACAAUAUUUCAAAUAUGACACUAAAACUAAAACAUUUGUGCUUCUGCCAAUUUUAAAGCAAAUCGUGUUGUAAAUCGAUAAUUUUUGGAUUUUUGUUUAAUAAAUUGGUAAAAAUAUUCACUUCUUUUUACAUCAAAAGAACGUAACUUUACAGUGGAUUAAGAUUUAGAUGGAACCCACUUUUAAGUUGUUUCUUAUUAUUAUAACUAUUGUUAAAUGAAAUUGAUUAUAAAAAAAAUAAUUAAAAUCCUUUAUAAAAGGUAUAUAAUUUAUUAAAAUUUCGUUAAAAGGGCUACAUCACAUAUGCAGAACGUUUUCGAUCUGAAUACAGAUCAUCAUCAGUGCUGAACGUAAAAUAAGUAUAACCUAUGAAUUCAAUGCAAACAUUUUAAAAUGUUGACUAAGAUUGAAAAAAGUUUAGGCUAUACUUACAAGAUGUUCACAUGCUUCAAAAAAUUUAAAAUAUAUGGGUAAAAGACCCUUUAGGAGUCAAGGAUACAUCGGCAAAAAUUGUUUUAAUUAACAUGGAUGUUAUAAAUAAUACACGAUUAAGCACCAGGCACCAUUUGACCCUCAGAUGAGUUGAGACACGUCUUGAGGUUCAGCUACCUCAUACAGGGUGUCUGCAUAACUUGGAACCAUAUUUUUUUUUAUUGUUUGUUUACUGUGCAAUCAGUCUAAAAAAAAAACAGACCAUAAACACAUUUGUUGAAAUUUACAAUGGCCUGAAGAGAAAUAUUUCAAUAAAUAUUUACUCUACAUGAGUAUUACCAUAUGGGAAACUUUUUUAAUAUCAAUUUUACGAAAAAAAGUUAUUCUUCAUAAAGUGCUCUGCAUAAUUUAAAACCUAAGAUGCAAUCAUCAUGUAUCAAAUUUUAUCAAUAAUAUACGAGGUAUGUCCAAAAAUAUGAAUUUCGCUCAAGAGUAAAGUGCCUUUAUAUUUCACAAUAUCGAAAAUUGUUGUUAAGAAAAGUUGAUUGUAAUUAAAAAUUAUGUUAUAAUAUGUAUUUACACUCUUCUAAUUAAAAAAAAACUUUUGAAAAUUUUCCUCAAAUUACGGAUACCGAACAUCAUUUUUAUUUAAGAUAACUCCGUUAUUAUUAAUUUUGCGAAAAAAAAAAAUUAUUUUUUAUAAAAAUGUCUAAAUAGUCAAAAAACUAAGAUGCAAUCAUAAGAUAUCAAGUUUUUUCAAUUCUAUACGAGGUAUGUCAAAACUAUGAAUUUUGCUUAAAAGUAAAUUACCUUUAUAGUUCACAAUAUUUCAACUAGAAGGAUGCAAUUGCAUAUUGAAACAUAGUUUUUAAUUCUGAACAACUUUUUAUAAUAACAAAUUUCAAUAUUGUUAAAAAUAAAGGUACUUUACUCUUCAGCGAAAUUAAUAUUUUUUUAUGUUGUUCUGAAGCUAUUUUAUUUAUUUUAUUUUAGUAUUUUGUAUUUUGACAACGACACCCGAUUUGGGCGUCGAAACGUUAAUAAAAUUAUUUUUUCAAUUUAAUUGUGGCUUAUUUCCCGUCUAAAUAGUUAUUGAUAUUUUUUGACAUACCUCGUAUAAAAUUGACAAAAUUUAAUAUCUUAUAAUUUUAUCUUCGUUAUUAAACUAUGCAAAACGUUUUAUAAAGAAUAACUUUUUUUCGUAAAAUUAAUAAUAACGGAGCUAUCGUAAAUAAAAAUGAUGUUGGGUGUCCGUGAUUUGAGGAAAAUUUUCAAAAAAAAAUGUUUUCAAUUAGAAGAGUGCAAAUGCAGAUUAUAACAUAUUGUUUAAUUACAAACAACUAUUUUCAAUGACAAUUUUCGAUAUUGUGAAAUAUAAAGGCACUUUAUACUCUUGAGCGAAAUUCAUAUUUUUUGACAUACCUCGUAUACCGUUGAUAAAAUUUGAUAUCUGAUGAUUUAGUCUUAGGUUUUAGACUAUGCAGAUCACUUUAUAAAGAAUAAUUUUUUUUCGUAAAAUUGAUAUUAAAAAAGUUUCCCAUAUGGUUCCAAGUUACGCAGACACACUAUAUAUUGAACGGUCGAUGGUAAUGGAAAUUCUUGAAUUAUGUCAGAACUAAACUGUCAGUGCAACCGGAAGAACCAAAUUGUACCUUUUGUUUAUUUAGCCAACAAUUUCAACUUUAUCAAGUUUCAUAUUGUUGGCUAAAUAAACAAAAGGUACAAUUUGGUACUUCCGGUUGCACUGACAGUUUAGUUCUGACUUGAUGAAGUUAAAAUUGUUGGCUAAAUAAACAAAAGGUACAAUUUGGUAUUUCCGGUUGGACUGACAGUUUAGUUCUGACAUCGUUCAAGGAUCCGUUACCAUCAGUUGCCAUCGACCGUUCAAGAUAUGAGGUAUCUGCCAACUCAUGUGAGGCUCAAAUGGUACCCGGUGCUUAAUCAUGUGUAACAUCCAUGUUAUUUAAAACAAUUUUUGUCAAUGUAUCCAUGACUGUAUUAUUUUAAAGGGUCUUUACCCAUAUAUUGUCAAUUUUGGUGGCUUAGCAUGUGAACAUCCUGUAAGUAUAGCCUAAACUUUUUUUAACCUUCGUCAACAUUUUAAAAUUUUUGCAUUAAAUUCAUAGGUUAUACUUAUUUUAGGUUCAGCACUGAUGAUGAUCUGUAUUUCCUUGAAGAGACUUUUAUUAAUAAAUUAUAUAGGUACCUUUUAUAAUCGAUUUUAAUUAAUUUUUUGUGAUAUUGUCCUUUUCAUGAUCAUUUUUCAGUGCGUAACAAAUAAUAGGAAAAAGGGUAAGUCCGUGAUAAUACACAUUUAUGACAUUUAUUCUAACAUGACAUUUUAGUUAAAUCUGACAGUUGUCACAUUUUAUUUUCAAUUUUUGAUAAAAACAAAUCAAAUGUGUUUCUUGCAUUUAUAAAAUGGUAUUUUCUUUGAUUUGUAUAGUCUUAUAAAUUAUACAGAUUAUAUUUGUAAUAUUAUUAUCUAAUUAAAAAAAAAUUAUUUUUUUAUUAUGGCGCCAUCUAUCGACAACUAGAAUAAUCACCGAACUAGAAAUAAUUACCGAAGUAAUCACCGACGUGCCUUUUUUUCUGUCAUAUACAAUUUAAUACGUUAGAAAGAAAUCGAAAAACUGUGACGCACUGAAAGAUGAUCAUGAGAAAAAGAAUAUAUGGUAUACAGCUACAGGAAAACUUUUUCCUUGUGGAUUUGAAAUUGAUCAUGUUUGAAUCAUCUUUGUAGUUUCUAUAGAAUGGUACUUAAUCCGGGAACAGUCGCGCUCUUUUCUGUCACACGAUCGGUCGCGCGAUAUUUUAUAUCUAAGGGUGCGGACAGGCUUGCAAGCGAUUUAUCGCGCGAGAUAAAUCGUUCACGGCAAUGUAGCGGGCGACAAGCGAGAAGCUGUCCACCGAAAAGCGAUUCAAAUAUCAGUUUUUGUCAUGCCUCUCACACGAAGGCGUCGAAGUUCCCUUCUUUUAGAAGAUGAUCCAUUCAUAGAGGUUUGUUAAAAGGCAAAAUGAAGUAUGGUGUACAUACCAUUAAUAGAUAUAGGAAAGCAUACGGGGAAUUACAUCACUUAUACAAACAGUUACGAAAAUACUCGUACAGAUUUUUCCAGUAUCUCAGAAUGAGCAUAAACAAAUUUGACGUACACCUAAAUAAAAUUAAAAUGGGGUCUACUUUCACAUCGGAAAUUAAAAUAUCUUUGGAACAAGACAUCGUGCUGUUUAGUUUGGAGAUAAAAUGGAACUAAAGUCGCUUAUAAAUCAAACCGAAUUGGAAACGGAGCGACACGCUUAGCCGCUGAGCGAUUUUUUGCUAAGCGAUUUUUUGCUAAGCGAUUUUUUAGGUAUGGCCACUGUAAUAAUAUUCAUUGGGUUUGAAAUAUUUUUUUGUAGUUCAGUCGUCCACGAUUUAUCUCUUAAGAAAAAUCGCUCGCAAGUCUGGCCGCACCCUUAGGCGGCGUUAAUACUCGGGCGAUAAAAGAUAAACGAUAUUAUAUAGUAGAUAUGCUACAAGCGAUACGCACAAACAAAUACUUAAAAUUUUAAAUAGAGACGAUGACAAUGGUUCACUUCCGCGCGAUUGCACAGCAGAUCGCAAGUGAUAUAUCGUUCGAAGUGCUACAUGGUACGUAUUUAACCCUCGUAAGGCGGUGCUUAGAUUCUUUCGUAAACAACGGUGCGGGGUGCAUUUGCACCCCAUCCGUAUAUCCAUUUUUUUAUAUGUGAACGUUGGGGAAAUUGAUUUGAAAGAUAAUUAGGACUUGUUUUUCAUAAUAAGAAACAUAAUUUUACAAACAAAGUACUCAUUUCUUCUUAAAAACAAUAUUAUCGCUGCAAGACAAACACAUGAAAUUUUUCACAGUGUGAGCAACACAAAGUUUUUACACACAAUACAGUUAUGCCGGGACUUUCGGUCUUUUUUCACUGACAUAACUAACACCGACAUUGUCCCAUAGCUCUGUUAGUUCCAGGUGGAACAACAGAAACGUCUAAUUCGGUAUGAAAUUUUCAUCAUUUGCACCUUAGUCAUUUUUCCAAAAAAAAAAAAAAAACACGUAAACGCAAAGAGUUGUAAAUUCUGUAAUGGGUGGAAUGCGUUUAGAAUUAAAUUUAAUACGAAUAAAAAAAUGGACAAAAAUCAAAAAAAAAUUAUUAAAAAAGAUAGGUGAGAAAAACGAGGUCUGGGGUCAGCUGCACCCCGCACCGCCUUACGACAGUUAAAACAAAUUUUUAUUUUAUAUUAUUUUUAUUUACUUGUUAUGUUAAAAAUAUCUAUUUCUAACAAUUAUUAAAAGGAUAUAAAUUUAAAUGAAAACUCGAGGGAUACACGACAACAAAACAAACGCUAAAAUAAAAGAUAACAGAUACAAGGAAACGGAACAAAUACUAAAAUAUAACCACAGUAUGUAAUUCCGCUGGUAUGUCGGUACAACUGUUCUUCUUUCUUCUUUACGUGCCAUCUCCGCAACGGAGAUUGGCAAUCAUCACAUCUAUUCUAAUUUUUGACACUACAGCCCGAAAGAGUUCAGUUGAGCUGCAUCGAAACCAUUCUCUGAGAUUUCUCAGCCAGGACAUUUUCUUCUAUCUAUGGUGCGUCUUCCUUGAAUCUUUCCCUGCAUUAUUAAUUUUAGGAAUUCAUAUCUGUCAGCACGUGUUAUAUGACUCAGAUAUUGUAGUUUUCUUAUUUUGAUGGAAUCCAAUAUCUUCCUGCUAUUUCUUUGAAAGCUGAAUCCUCAUCAUUCUUCGACACUUCACAUGCUUUCAAUCUAUUGAGACAUUGUUUAUUAAGAGUACAUGUCUCCACACCAUACAAAAUAACAGAAAAUUAAUAACACUUUAGUACUCUUUUUUUUUAAGAUUUAGGCUGAGGUAUCUACUACAUAAUAUUUGUAUCAUAUUAUUCAUUGCACUUCUAGCCUUUACUAUUCUAACUCUGAUUUCUUUGGUAUAAUCGUUUGUUUCAUUAAUGUUUGUCCCUAAAUAAUUAAAAUUCUGAACUCGUUCUAUCGUCUUACUAUUUACGCUUAGAUUGAUGUUUCUAAUAUUUUUCUUUGAUAUAAUCGUGGUGAAUUUUGUUUUCUUUAUGUUUACUGACAGACCAAACUCUUCACUCGCUGCAACAACCUUGUCUAAAAUUCUUUGUAGUUAUGUAAUAUUUUCUGCUAUUAGUAUUGUAUCAUCAGCAUAUAUCUAAUUUCACAUAUGGGUAGGCUAUUUAUUUUUAUGCCUGCUACUUCAUCUUCUAAUGCUUUUUUGAAUAUUUCCUCUGAGUAUGCAUUAAACAGUGAUGUGUACAAGGCACCUGUCUAACGCCUAUUUUGAUCUUUAUUUUAUAAGUUUUUAAAUUAUUUAUUAUGACAGCUUCUUGUUCAUAAUACAGAUUAAUAUUCUUAUAUCCCGUGUGUCGAUAUUCUUUGUUCUCAGUAGUUUUAUUAACGCAUUGUGUUUCACCGUAUCGAAUGCCUACAACUGUUAUUUACGGUUAAUAUAGAUAUUGUUUAGAUAUGUACAGAUAUCUGAGUACAAAAAGAUUCGUGACACAAUACUAGAAAAUUAUACUUGAAAAUUUUAACCUAAGUUUUUAGUCACGUCGUUAGAUUUUAUCUAACAAAAGUCAAUGUUACUCAUAUUUAGUUAUGCUUUCCGGUACGCUUGGACAUGCGCAUUACUACACUCUUCCUCGAGGCACUUACGAGUGGAAAGCUAUGUUGUCAAAUUUUUCAAGUUAUCACGGAAAAGAAUAAAAUUUUAGAUUUUUUCUAACAGCGCGACCGAUUCGCUUUCCACAAAAACACGACAUUUAGUUGGGGCCUGAAUUAAAUAUAGAAGCCUUUGCAAUUAUUGGAUUUAACCCGCUUGCGCCUGAUAGAAUGGGUUAAAUGAAGUUUUUGAAACGUAUUGGCAGAUCGGAAUUUUUAAGCUUUUUUUAUAUAUAUUGUAUACAUAAUAUUGUUUUAUUUUUAUAAUAAAAUUGAUAGUAUUAUCUUCAACACUGCGUUCUUGUUGUAUUUACAAUGUACAAUGCAACACUGGGCUAUUUUAUUACAUCAACAAUUCAUAUGCAAAUAUUUCUUCCCAAGAUUUUUUCUUGACAAACAAUCUGUAUGGUCUAAUCGUUCAACGAGAAGUUUUACCUUUAAUCAAAAAAUAAACAAAAAAUCGAAAAAUGUAUUAAUUACCAUGUGUAGACAAAAAAAAAAUGAAAAAACUUUUUGUAGAUGUUUUUGAAGUUUAUGUUGUUUUUUUUUUAAAUAUCAGUGUAUUUUUGUUCAAAAUUUAGCUAUGGUUAGAUUUUUUUCUGAAAUAAAGUGAUGAAAGGUGAA
Molecule: messenger RNA, 11222 nt
Organism: Diabrotica virgifera virgifera (western corn rootworm)
Lineage: Eukaryota; Metazoa; Arthropoda; Insecta; Coleoptera; Chrysomelidae
Gene: Usp47
Product: ubiquitin carboxyl-terminal hydrolase 47
Exons: 18
Coding region: 275-4150 (1291 amino acids)
Biological process (GO): protein deubiquitination
Cellular component (GO): nucleus; cytosol
Molecular function (GO): cysteine-type endopeptidase activity; cysteine-type deubiquitinase activity
Source: RefSeq, a predicted model, not a curated record